AUGUGGCUUAUGAUAUGGCCCAUCGCGUUCUGGGCAGCUGCCGUCAUGCUUGCCAGCUCACUAUUUUAUAUCCAAUACAGAGUUAAAUGGCUCAGGACUGAGGCUAUUUUGAGCAUCAUCUUUGUUCUUCUGAACUUCACUGUAAUUGUGUUUCUUGGCUACCAAUGGGUCUCCUAUGAGCUUGACUUUGAUGAACUCAACAGACGACACCCGCAUAUCAUCAAUACUCAGUGCAUUAUUUCACACGUCAUAUUUUUCUCAUCGUUUGGAAUUUCAGUCAUCGGUUGCGCCAGCUACUUCUUUGUGAAAAGACUCCUCCUCCCCAGCCGCAAACAUCACAUCAACAAUAGUAAAAUCCAAUUGCUCCUAUGUGCCUUUGCUAUGGGCAGUGCUUGGAUGGUCACAUACCCUUCAUCACAAGCAAAAGACAGCCAAGAUGAAUUCAGAGAAUUGCUUGAGAGCGGAAAACACGAGGAAUUGCGGUCCAAGCUCCGUGGCCUCGCUAACCUCCAUAUUGGCCUUGAAGUAUUCGCAUGGCCUAUGGUUUAUGCAGGCCUGUACGCGUUUGCCAGAGCGUUACGCUCAAUAAAGUCCCGUGCAUCGGACUGCUUUUUUAAAGCCUCCCUCCUCCGGCACGGAAUUUCCACUCCACCUUAUUCUCCCCGCAGACCUUACGAGGCAGAAUACGGCGAUCUCCAAGCUGAAUUCUUCGGCAACAGCGCUCUUGUUCAGCUAAAAUCGUUUGACCAGCAUCCUAUGGUUCGUCCAUUGGCAAAUGCUACACGCCAUCCGCCAAGAAACAGGCUAGUAUCUCUAGCAGAAAUACCAGAUUUGAGACUCCCUCCUCCAGCAUUCCUGGGCGAUCAGAGUUUUUCUCCAGGGCUAGUCUCAAUAGACACCUUCGUCCUAGAUGUGCCGUGGACAACCCCAUGUUCGAGAUUGAGUCACUGUUCGAUUACAUAG
Molecule: messenger RNA, 963 nt
Organism: Blastomyces dermatitidis ER-3
Lineage: Eukaryota; Fungi; Ascomycota; Eurotiomycetes; Onygenales; Ajellomycetaceae
Exons: 1
Coding region: 1-963 (320 amino acids)
Source: RefSeq, a predicted model, not a curated record